Molecule: messenger RNA, 996 nt
Organism: Echinostoma caproni
Lineage: Eukaryota; Metazoa; Platyhelminthes; Trematoda; Plagiorchiida; Echinostomatidae
Source: the annotation of a GenBank genome assembly
AUGUUAAAAUUAGCACUGGGCACCUGUUUCGUUCUUAUUGUAGCACUCGGUGUAACUGACACUUAUAGCCUUCGGAUCGGAGGUCCAGAACUUCACCUCGGAAAAUGGUCGUAUACUAACAACGAAACCCAAGCCUCUACAUGGGGAGAACACUUCACACAGUGUGAUGGUGCAUUCGAAUCACCGAUCGAUAUUGUCAAAGGUGAUACGAAGAGUGCUUCAACUCUAAAACCGAUUCGAAUCAAUCCAGACUCGGUUGAUUACUCACAAACCACAUAUCAGGUUAUAAACACCCAACAUUCAGUUCAAAUCGUAUUCCCUGAUAACGUGUGGAGAGUGUCGUUAGACAACACCACGAAGGGUAGUUAUUGUGUGAAACAGAUGCACUUCCAUUGGGGCAGUAACGAUUCAGUUGGUUCGGAGCAUACCCUCGACGGAAAACGUUUCUCGCUGGAAGCACAUCUGGUGACAUACAACUGCGAUCUGUACAGCACGUAUGAAGUGGCAUCUACCAGUCCUUAUGGUCACGCAGUUUUAGGGUUCUGGGGCAUGGAACAAUCGAACGUGCAAAGUGAGAACACCUUGCUUGGCAAACUGGGUCAAUUUCAAACGAAAAUCGCAGAAGUUCUGGAAAUCGGUGUAUCGGUGAAUAUAUCCCCGUUUGAUUUGAGAGCCGUGUUCAGCUUGGUAGACCCAGCCUCCUAUUAUCGAUACAUGGGUUCACUGACCACUCCUGGAUGUACACAGAAUGUGAUUUGGACCAUGUUUACCACAGUGGCCCCAAUCUCGAAGGAACAGUUGAUAGCUCUACGAAAUCAAAACUUUGGUACAAACGAGGAACAGAAAAAAAUGGAAAACAACUUCCGUCCUGUGCAACAACUCAACUCCGAAAAGACUCCUAUUCCCAGAGUUGUUUAUCGGGCCAGCAGUGGUCUGGUACAUGCAAAUGCGCUUGUUUUGCUCAUUCUACACGCCUUCCGAGAGCUCGCUCAGUAA